GACGAAGUUUAACAAAGACAGAGUCGUGUUUCGCGUUAAGGCCCUCACCAGCGGGCUCGGACUUGCUUCCUGGCCACCCGGAUCGGGAUGUCAUGGCAGGCGGUGGUGCUGGGGAUCAGUGCAGUGCUCUGGGGUCAGUGCGGUGCCUCCGGGAAGGACGAUCUGGAUUUCACCACGGUGGACGUUGCUAGACUCGCUACGCACGCAUACGGAACAGAGAUAGUACUCCUAGAAAACACCUAUAAAGACCAAACCGCGUACAGAUUCGAAGACUUCUUCUGGACAGGAUCCGGAGAUGGCGCGUCAGAUGACGAAGAAAACUGGAGUUCCGAAAGUACCACCACUACAGUUUACAAGACUAAAACUGUGUUGUCCACGGUGUUCAUCGAAUCACCGCAUUCUCCAUAUAAUGAGACUGGAAUAGAAACCACAACUAAAUGUUCACACGACUGUGAAGCCCCGCUGACACCAGAAGGUCAAAUUAGCCCCAGUCCGACGCUGACGUCAACAACGGAAUUCGUCGACGAGGGCGAAGACUUCUUCGACGCCGAUCGACAGUUCUGGUUACUUACAGUAUUAAAAAGUGAUGGGAGAGACCCUGUCAUUAUUGAUCUCAAAAAUAGCUUAGCGAAACUCUACAAAACUGCAUUUCAAAGGCAGCAAGAACGACAUUUAGGAAUAAAUGGCCGUAUAAAACGCGAUGUGGAGGACAAGCCAGUAAACGUUUAUAUUCACAAAGUUAACACAUCAAAGACAAAUGGCGAUAAUAAAAUCGAAGUUCUCUACCACGUAUCAGUGGAUGGAAAACCAGUUUCGGCUAUUACAGCGGCAAAUGAUAUGACUUUAGUGUCCGACGAAGAAGUCAGGCAAGAACUGGGAUACCCAUUUGUUAUAAAAGCAGAACCAUAUCUGAAGCCCUCCGAACCUCAAAGCCUAUCCCGAGCCAGGAAUACCUGGAUAUUCAUAGGGGUAUCGAUAAUCGGUCUGCUGAUAUUUCUUCUGGUGGUGGCGUUUUUAACUCUCGGACUAACGAAACGGAAAAGAGUUGGUACGCCCGUCGACGCCGGCACCGACAACCGACGCCAUAUCUUCGAGAGAGGUGUGGGUCAGGACAGGGGAUUGGUACGUGACGAGCAGAAGGUACGCGCCAAGGCAGAUUCCCCUACGUACAUCAACUUCAAGAACGACAACUCCACACUGACGAGAAGUGUCGUUGCCACCAGCAGGCCCGAGAGUUCGAUAAGUUCGACGUCCUCUAGCUCUGGCAGUUUGGACAUCUCGCCGCUAAUGGUUCUAAAUAAGAAGCGCCGAACCCCACCGAAAAAACCACCAAGGCCCAAAGGAGCCAUCAACAAGACUGCGCCAAUCAACUUAAGAAAAAUUCCACCAGAAGUGUUCGACUCAGACAGCAGCGUCAGCCGAAAAGAGUCUCCCGACGCCGUAUUUUUAGAAAAUUACGACCCUGGAGUGAUCAGUCCAAAAUCUUAUUUGUCCAUGCCUUCAGUCAAAUCAUUUCCAAGAGGAAAUAUGCCGGAACCUUUAAAUAAGGUCCUUGAACCCGUCAGCGUUCAAAAUUUGGACAUGCCAGAUGAAGAAGAAAUCGAAAGGAAUAGACCAGAUUAUAGAAAACAAGGUUUAAUAAGACACGGCAGUGUAGGUGCAGUUGAAGAUCCAGGCGUUAUUGGACCAAUAGUGUGGAACAUGCAUUGUCAGAGGUUACAUCAUGGGGUGAGUGUUGAUGAAGGAAUCGAUGAUCUAAAAGUCGCAAGCAAUAUGUCUAGAAUGAGAAAGAGGUUCCACGACCUACUUGAUGAUACUUUUAGCUUGUUCGGAAGCAGAAGAAACAGCCCAGUGGACUAUUCUCGAUCUGACCAAAAUAUAAAACCGACGCCCAUAGAAGUAAAAAGUCAUUCGGCGGCUAAUACUAGGCCAAAUGACGACCUGAAGGCCACCACGCCGAAACCGCGUCCGAAAACAUCAGGACCUGUAAAAAUGGAACUAGGGACCAGUGGCCCCAGAGGUGCCUGGUCGAGUAAAGCGCCCUCUCCACUCGUAAGACCUCUAAGCGCGGGUAUUAUCAAUCCGUAUCCAAGAAUAAAUGUGGAUCACGUCCUUUCUGAAGGAAAGUUCAAAGCUAAUGAUCCAGCUGUGCCAUUGAUAGCCGCUAUAAAAUCGGAAAUAGAAAAGGUGUCGCUGCCGGGAAGUACGACAGACUUAAGGGACUAAUUUGUAUAAAAUCGCGAGUGACUACGAAACUGUAUAUCGUCUAGUCUUAAUAAAAUAUCACGUCGA
Anoplophora glabripennis (Asian longhorned beetle) is the source of this 2292-nucleotide messenger RNA. RefSeq lists its product as uncharacterized. Bases 88 to 2226 code for a protein of 712 amino acids. The record is from RefSeq and is a predicted model, not a curated record. The transcript has 9 exons. NCBI's taxonomy places the organism in Eukaryota, Metazoa, Arthropoda, Insecta, Coleoptera, Cerambycidae.